Messenger RNA from Hydra vulgaris (swiftwater hydra), 3910 nucleotides. RefSeq lists its product as uncharacterized. The record is from RefSeq and is a predicted model, not a curated record. NCBI's taxonomy places the organism in Eukaryota, Metazoa, Cnidaria, Hydrozoa, Anthoathecata, Hydridae. Gene Ontology annotation, cellular component: nucleus; polytene chromosome. Gene Ontology annotation, molecular function: DNA binding; zinc ion binding; protein binding. Gene Ontology annotation, biological process: DNA integration; regulation of DNA damage response, signal transduction by p53 class mediator; regulation of transcription by RNA polymerase II.
UAUUUCUAGAUUCUACUAAUCAAUUGCUAAAUUAGGCUAAAAGAUUGAUCAUGGAAGCAUAGGACUGGUGCCAAAAACAUUUCAGAGCUCGAAAUAUGCCUAUGCAGUUUUGCCUGUAUAUUUUAUUUUUAAAAUAUUCAUAAAUUCUGGUGUUGUUAUGGGACCAUAACAACCCUUUAGGAGGGACUGCAUCUGCGAAUUAAUUUUUUUUUGGGAGACUCUAAUUUAGUUGUUUAGUUUACUUAUUUACAUAUUUAGUUUAGAUGGCUCUAAUAGCAAACAAAUGGGGGCUUAUAUCAACGACACUUCUGUGCAAUAUCAAAACUGUAAUAUGAAAAAAGUUGUUGUGGAUAACAAGCCUUGUCUUUGUUUAUUUGCAAUUAAAGAUAUAAAGUCUGGCACGGAGCUUAGAUACAACUAUGGUGAUAAAGCAGAUAACUUAUGGUGGAGAACUGAUAAAACAUUACUCCAGCCUUAUAUCCUAUCGGAUGGAACUUGCGUUCCAGCUAUAAGCAAACAACACAGUUUAAAAGUUUCAGAGGUUUUGAAACUUAUGAAAAAUGAAUCCUUACCUGUCGAGAAAUCAAAGGUGGUUCAAAACACCAGCAAAGUCGAAUUCUCAAGCAAAUCACUCAAUCCUCCAUUUAUUAAAAUUGAGGACAAAUCUAGAUUGUAUAGGCCAAUGUACAAAGAAGAAAUUGAAUCUGGUUUUCCCUUAAUCUUUCAUUUAAAAGAAAGUUUCCAAGUCAAUUCAAAUAACGAAACUAUAACUAAAAAUUGCAAAUCUUACUGUGAGUGUUGUGAAGUUAAAUUUGAAGAUUUAAAAUUGCAUUUGAAUGGAAAUCAACACAGACAAUUUGCUUUAAACAGUAAUAACUAUGCAGGUGUUGAUGAUAUUAUAAAAAGUUUUUCUUUUGAAAAAUUUCUUUUGGAAAUUGAAAGUAGUUUAAAACAUAAUGUUACGUUAUCAAGUUUAACUUCUAUUGAAGAGACACAUGUUCAUUCCGAUAAUAAACAUAUAGUUAGUGAAGUUAGUGAAAUUAGUAGUGAUUUUGUUGAUUUUAGUUUAUCAAGUGAUAAAGAAAAACAUAAAGUAAAUGAAUACGAAAAAGUUGAUCCUGAAGUUGUAAAUUGUCUCUCUAUUGCUAAAAAUGAAAAUAUAACCAUAAAAAAGACUAUUCAAAGAGAAAAAAAGAUGUGUCCUGAAUGCAGUGCAAAUGUAUACAACAUCCCAAGACAUUUGCAGGGAAAACCCCAUUAUUGGUCAAAAGAAAAAGCUCUUGCUGCAAUUAGCAUAUAUGGACUUAGGAAAAAAAAAAAUUUAAUAACAGAACGAAAAUCAAAAAGUUAUCAUCGCAAGCGAACUUGUCCAAUAUCUUCUUGUUCAAAAGUUAUUUUGCAUUUAAAUGAACAUCUUUUAAAAGUUCAUAAACUACCCAGAAAUUCACAAUAUUAUACAUUGCUAAAAGAUGCAAAAGUAUAUGUUGAAAGCUCACAAAAUCAAAUUAAUAAUUAUGGCAACAUUGAAAAAAUUUCAACAGCUGCAAAACAAAUAAAUGAAAAAAGAGAACAGGUUCAACUUGUUCACAAUCAUAAUAAAAACUCAAAAAUUUCAGUUUUGGAGUUUAAUUUGGAUGAACAAUUUAAAACUGAUCAACCCCAAACUGAACUUCAAUGUGCACAAUAUGAACAAAACCAAGAAAAUCAUAAUAAUGAAUCAGAUUUAGAACAAUAUUCAGAUUUUUCUGAUUCACUAAAGUCAGAUGAUUCUGAAUAUAUACCUGAUGAAAUUUUAGAACCAAAGUGUGGUCCUUUUGUUGAAGGGCUUUUUGCACAAUUUCAUAAAUUUAUGAUUGGGCCUGAUAGAGGUAGAAAAGAGUUAUCAAUACAAAGUGUUGUUGGAAACGUAAGACGAAUUUUUGAAAUCAUUGGAGUCAACAAUGAUUUAAGAAUUGUUUUUUUAGAUAUUAGUAAAAGUGUAAGAGAUAAAUAUCUUACAACAUAUUGUGUUGAGAAAAGUAUAAAGCCUGGGGCUAUAAAAACAUAUUUAUAUUCAUUAAAAGAUUUUUGUGACUUUCUUUUAGCUGAAAAUAUAUUUUUAGAAGGUAUCACUAACCAACAUAUUAGUGAAGCUUCUAUGAAGUUAGAUCAAUGGAGGAAAAAAUAUAAAGCUCAUGAUAAAGUACAAAAACACAUACGAGCUGAAGAAGACUUUGAAAUGCUUAUUACUUCUGAGCAAGUUAGUUUAUAUGAAAAUAGUCAAUUUGCUAGUAAUGCCAGAAAUAUGAUAAAAUCAACUGAAAAUCUGCCUUUUUCACCAACAGAUUAUUGCUGUGUAAGAGACCAUUUACUAACUAUACUUAUAUUUUCUAAUGCGCCACGGUCAGGUGUCCUUGCUAGAAUGACUGUAACUCAGUUUGAAAAAGCUGUUAUUUCAGAUAAUCGUGCUGUAAUAAGUGUUAAAGACCAUAAAACAUUUUCUACUUAUGGAGCAGCGAAAAUACAGAUCCUAGAAGAACAUUAUAAAUGGGUAAACACUUUUAUAAAAAAGUUUAGAGCUUGUUUACCCAUUCACUGCGAUAACGUUUUUCUUGCUCGGUCGGGGCGCCCACUUUCACCAGGAGAUAUUAGCAAACGCCUUGAUAAUUUGUGGAGGAAAUGCGGGAUUUUUAAUGGGCGCGUUAUUCCCAAACAUUUAUCGGCUAAUAUUGUUAGGAAAUCUGCUUCAACCAAUUUAAGAGAAGCAAACAGUAAAUUUGUGAAAGAAGCCGCAAAAGCAAUGAUGCAUAGUGAUCGCACUGCUGAAGAACAUUAUGCCAUACCCAACAUGGUAAAAUCUGUUAAGUCUGGUCUAGAAGAAAUUCGGCAACAAUUUUACAGAUGCACUACGCCAAAUGACAUUUCAUUAAAAACAGAUGAUGCUGUAAAUAAAGACCCAAGUAUGGAAUCUUAUCCACUUAUUGGUGAUAAUACAGUUCAUCAAAAAUUAGAAAAAAAAGAAACAAAUUAUCAAACCUCAAACAUUAUAUCUACUAUCACUACUCCACACAAAAAAGCUUGGUUGCCAGAUGAAAUUAAAGUAUUGAAAGAGGUUUUCCCAAGCGGAUCACCAUCUGUUAAAGAAAUUAAAAAAGUUCAUUCACAUCUGAAUAUUGAUGCCUCGCCAAUACAAAUCUACAAUAAGUUUAGUAGCAUUCGCAGGUAUUCGCCACACUGCAAGGUUCGUUUUUUUUGUAUUUCAAAUUUCUCUCAAAUCAGCUCUCAAAUAGUUCUUAUUAAUUAAACUUUUAAUAAAAGAUUGAGAAUGCAAUUUAACACUAGAAUUAUAAAAAAGAAAAAAAUAAAGUUGCUUUUACAUGAAAAACCAUAUUAAGUUUUUAAAUUAACUUAUAUAAUCAUAUGGUAAAUCUUUUGCAACUAAAUGGUUUAUUAGCGACUCGGAGCAAUCAAUAAAUAAGUGAUUUGACAGCAAAAUUAUCGAUCAAAUGAUUAUAUGUUCUAAAGGAUAACUUUAUGUUUGGCUUACAAUUUGACUGGAAUAAAAAAUUUAAAAGCAAAAUAUACAGGUGAAAAUGUUGUGCAAGUUUAUGAAUUUAAGAGGUGAACCAGUUGCUGCUUUAUGUAAUUUAAUAAAAGCUUUUGGCCCUUGACUGGUACUUUUGAGUGUUUGAAAUCUACUAUGAAGAUAUUUUAAGUUUUACUCAGAAAUAUAUUUAAAAAAAAUAUAUUUCUGAGUAAAACUUAAAAUAUCUUGUUUAUUGACAAGAAUUGUAUGUAACUUUUCUCAUCAAAAGUAAUAUUAUAAAUAUGGUUAUAUUGCCUAUAUCUUUUAUUUUAAUAAGUUUUUCAUAAGUUUGAGCACUCCAUUUGAAUCUAUUUUUCUUGAAGAAUGCACUUUAGGGUGGUCCAU